ACUGCUGCCCCCAAACUUUCCGCCAGCAGGAGCUAUAAGAACCUCCAAGUCUUCAACUUUCUCCCAAUCCCAGACACCUCGAAGGGGCUCCAAGGAGGGAUCGGGAGGGAUUUUUUUUUUGGUUGGCCUUUUUAUUUUUUUCCUCUUGGAUCCUGAUGCCAUCCCCCCUCCCCCCAAAGUGAGGUCCUCCCUCCUUCCUUCCCUCCUCCUUCUCCUCAGAAGGCCAGCGAAGCAGCCGAUCAAGGGGGAGCUGGCGGGUUAGGUGCCCCCCUCUUCUCCCUGCCCUCCCCCCCCUCCCGGCCCGCUUCUCGCGUCUCCCCCCAGAGAUGAUGCAGCAGGACGAGUCAAACUCUCCAGUCUCCCCCGCCGACGACAGCUUGAGCAACAGCGAAGAGGAGCCGGACCGGCAGCAGCUGCCCAACAACAAGAGAGGGGGGCGCAAGCGCCGCUCCAGCCGCCGCAGCGCCGGCGGCGCCGUCGGGGCCGCGGACGAGCCCUGCAGCCCGGCCCAAGGCAAGCGGGGCAAGAAGUGCGGGGCGGGCGGGGGCGGCGGGGGCGGCGGAAGCAGCAGCGGCGGCGGCAGCCCCCAGUCCUACGAGGAGCUGCAGACCCAGCGGGUCAUGGCCAACGUGCGGGAGCGGCAGCGCACGCAGUCGCUGAACGAAGCCUUCGCCGCCCUGCGGAAGAUCAUCCCCACGCUGCCCUCGGACAAGCUGAGCAAGAUCCAGACCCUCAAGCUGGCGGCCAGGUACAUCGACUUCCUCUACCAGGUCUUACAGAGCGACGAGCUGGACUCCAAGAUGGCAAGCUGCAGCUAUGUGGCCCACGAGCGGCUCAGCUACGCCUUCUCGGUGUGGAGAAUGGAGGGCGCCUGGUCCAUGUCCGCAUCCCACUAGCAGGCGGCGUCCCCCACCCGCAUCCCCCCGGCAGGAGCCCUAGAUGACAUUGUUCCCACAGAAGGAGAGAAUGGACAAUCUAGAGACUCUGAAGUUGGAUACGAUUUUUUUUUUUUUUUUAAUCUUUCUAACAAAAAAUGUGCCAAAGAUUUCUUGGAAUUUAGAAGAGUGAAAUCCAAAUUCAAAGCAGGGCGUGGGGAGCACUUAAGGAAAGAGAAAGAGUGAAGGGCUUUGGACAGUGACUACCCUCUGGGCGUCGGUACAAUCCACACAUCUCUGCAUUCUGAUAGAAGUCUGAAUCGUUCGAUUUUUUUUUUUUUAAUUUUGACGAAGAAUGUUGGAAUCGAACUUUUUUGUUUGCCCUUUUUUGUUUUUUUGGGUUUUUUUGCAUGCAUGCAUUCCCAAGAGGUCGUGCUUAUGAGCCACUGAUGAAAGGAAAUACAUUAUUGUGGACCUUCUUCAUUCUUGAAUGAAACCAAGCAGUCAACCAAAAAUAUCCCUGUAGAGAUGAAAACCUUUUUUAUUUUUUUUUCUAAUUUUUUUUAGGGGGGAAUAAGCUGGGCUGAAACUGCUAUAUACCCGGUUCCUAACUUUUUUAUUAUUAUUAUUUUUCCUCUGAGAAAAAAAUAAACAUUUUAUUUAUUUAUUGAUGACCCAUGUUAAAAUGCAAAUAGAUCCGGUGUCUAAAUGCAUUCCUAUUUUUAUGAUUGUUUUGUAAAUAUCAUUGUAUAUUAUUUUUCUGCAAUAAAUAAAUAUGAUUGAAAUUUUAAUAA
Messenger RNA from Haemorhous mexicanus (house finch), 1669 nucleotides. RefSeq names its product twist family bHLH transcription factor 1 (gene TWIST1). Gene Ontology annotation, molecular function: protein dimerization activity; DNA-binding transcription factor activity, RNA polymerase II-specific; RNA polymerase II transcription regulatory region sequence-specific DNA binding. NCBI's taxonomy places the organism in Eukaryota, Metazoa, Chordata, Aves, Passeriformes, Fringillidae. The transcript is spliced from 2 exons. The coding region runs from base 327 to 896 and encodes 189 amino acids. Gene Ontology annotation, biological process: developmental process; regulation of transcription by RNA polymerase II. The record is from RefSeq and is a predicted model, not a curated record.